CUUGUAGAUUUUCAGUGGAAACUGGGGAUGGCAGUGAGCUCAGACAGUUGCAGAUCUCUCAAGUAUCCUUACGUUGCAGUGUUGCUGAAGGUGAUGGAUCAUUCAGGCCAAGUGAAGAACAAGUCCUUUGAAAUGACAAUUCCACAGUUUCAGAAUUUCUACAGACAGUUCAAGGAAAUUGCUGCAGUUAUUGAAACUGUGUGAAAACUGAUUACUUGGUUGAUAAGUUAUGGCCAUCAUUCUAAAAUCGUGGACUUCACUUUCUGUAACAAACUGUAUAUGGAUCCAAUGAUAUUUAUUGACUGAAAAUUGUACUUUUGUUUUUCUAUUUUUUAAUAAUAAAAAAUCACACAAACAGGAA
This is a messenger RNA of Acinonyx jubatus (cheetah), 361 nucleotides long. RefSeq names its product COMM domain containing 6 (gene COMMD6). The transcript has 2 exons. The record is from RefSeq and is a predicted model, not a curated record. Gene Ontology annotation, molecular function: NF-kappaB binding. Lineage: Eukaryota; Metazoa; Chordata; Mammalia; Carnivora; Felidae. Bases 28 to 204 code for a protein of 58 amino acids.